Molecule: messenger RNA, 1545 nt
Organism: Eupeodes corollae
Lineage: Eukaryota; Metazoa; Arthropoda; Insecta; Diptera; Syrphidae
Gene: Alg10
Product: putative Dol-P-Glc:Glc(2)Man(9)GlcNAc(2)-PP-Dol alpha-1,2-glucosyltransferase
Exons: 5
Coding region: 149-1501 (450 amino acids)
Biological process (GO): dolichol-linked oligosaccharide biosynthetic process; protein N-linked glycosylation
Cellular component (GO): endoplasmic reticulum
Molecular function (GO): dolichyl pyrophosphate Glc2Man9GlcNAc2 alpha-1,2-glucosyltransferase activity
Source: RefSeq, a predicted model, not a curated record
ACAUGACCAUCCCUGUAUUUUUUAAAUGUCAAACUGACGUUUAGUUUGAUAGAUGAAGAUUAGAAUUUAUUAAUUUCACCGGCUAGUUUUAGAGAGGACAUGUUAACAUUUACAAAUUGUUAUAAAUUCUUGUUUAUUUAAAUUAACUAUGGCUCAUAAGGCUAUCGAAAUUUUGUCACCACUUAUAUUCUUUGCUGCUUCAAUUCCAAUAUUUAAUAAGCUAUAUGGCACAACACAGUCGGUUAUUGACGAAGAGUUUCAUCUUCGGCAAGGAUUGCAUUAUUGUCACAAACGCUUUUCAGAGUGGGAUCCAAAGAUAACUACAUUCCCUGGACUGUACAUAGCUUCGAUCAUAGUUAUUCCGUUCGAUAUGUGCAACGUUUAUGGUUUACGAUUGGUGUCAUUGCUGGCAUCUACUUGCAAUGUUUACCUUAUUUUUAAAAUACGAGAGCGUGCGACGCCGUUGCAACGAAAUUCUCUAGUCCUGGCUAUUGAGUCAAUGUCGAUUUCACUAUUGCCUCCCUUGUACUUCUUUAGCCACCUUUACUACACUGACGUGCUAUCUAUGACCUUCUUCCUCGCCAUGUACUAUUAUUGGAGCAAACGUUCUCACGGAAUAUCUGCAAUUUUUGGCGCUUUCAGUGUUCUUGUACGACAGACAAACAUUGUGUGGGUGGUAUUGUUACUGGGCGUUUGCUUCUUGGAUGAGCUCAUCGAGAUGUACGCUUACCGCAAAGGAAUAAAAAGGAAAUCUACAAUUUCUUUGUGUAGUGUGAAGACUAUAGCCAGUAUCGCGAGUUCUUGGGGAGUUGUUCUACAAAGCAUCGUUAACACCCUGAAGCUAUUCUAUGGAUACAUCACGGUCAUGGUCGUUUUCGUAGCAUUUGUGGUUUCCAAUGGUUCGAUAGUCGUUGGGGAUAAAAGUGCACAUGAAGCCACUCUGCAUGUUCCUCAGAUCUUUUACUUUGGACUUUUCACGCUAAUCUUUGGAGCACCAGUUUUGUUUGAAAAAGCAAGAGAAACUCUGAGAACACUGACAAAGUCAAAGAAAUUCUAUGCUGCUAGCUUAAUUAUAUUUCUGAUUGUUGUUCGCUACAAUACAAUGGCUCAUCCCUACCUGCUUGCCGAUAAUCGACAUUAUACUUUUUACAUUUGGAAUCGUUUUUAUGGAAAAUACGAAUGGUUUAGAUUUGUUAUAGUUCCUCUCUACGUGCUUGCUUUGAAAGUAAUUCAAUUAUCUAUGGCACAUUUAUCAAGCGGUUUUCAACUCAUGUUUUGGGUAUCAUGUUUCACUGCUCUUUGUUGCCAAAAACUGCUGGAGGUUCGGUAUUUCCUCAUACCGUUUAUGAUUUUAAGGUUAAAUUUAAAAAUCCGAAACCGAAGAUAUAUCAUUUUUGAAUUAGUGUGGAACUUAUCAAUUAACAUCUUAACGUUUAUGAUUUUUUUCAAAAAGGAAAUUUACUGGUCGAAUUACAGCGAGCCUCAACGUAUAAUAUGGUAGAUAGAAAUUUAUUAUAAUAAAGUUCGGAAAGAAAUGUUUCAUGA